CAUUAGUUGUCGGUGACGUACAGCUUCCGGGUUGUCAUUUCCUUCACUUCAAUCUUCUCCACGUCUGUGCAAUUGUGACAUAUGAUUUAGAAUAGUCAUAAGAAGCCCAAAGAUGGCAAAUUAAAUAUGAACACUAUUUUUCACAGAGCGGCGCGUACAUUUGUUGUUCUGUGUUGACCCGUGUCAGCUAACUAGCUAGCAUGUUGCCUUUUCUGAGCGCCAGAUAAUAAUAAGUAUUUAAAAAAACAUUUAUUUACCUCGCCAUGACCGGUUUGCGAUGUCGGACGUCGGACACUUUCCAGGUGGCCAAAGAAGACGAGGACAAACGAAGCGACAAUGGUAAAGUCAAUGAUGAAGCGGCUGAAGAAGAUUGUGAGCAGAAAGAGGACGCGUCAAACAAACGAGAGUCGACUGGAAGACCAUCUGAACAUCCUUCUGCGUUGAACGCCAUUCAGCGUGUACUGCGGCUCUUAUUUGGAUGCUUGGCGGCGGCGGUGUGCGGCACGCUGUACGCCGCCUACCUCUCAGCGUUUCACGAGAGGAAGUUCUGGUUCUCGACGAGACAGGAAGUGGAGCGGGAGCUCACCUUCCAAGGUGGAAGCGGUAUCUACUACUACUACUACAAACACAUGCUGGCGGCCACGUCCUUCAAUAGAGCAUUCUACGAGCUGACGACGGACGACGGGACUCUCGCGGGACAAACCAUCAAUGCCGUGGAGCGUCUGUCUUUGUAUCCUGAACUCAUCACCAGCUACAUUUACAGAGUCUCGGGCAGCCAGGAUUUUGUGGAGCCCAUCUACUUCUACGUGGGCACGGUGUUGGCGCUGCAGGCGGUGUACGCCACGGCGCUGUUCGUCUGCAGCUGGCUGAUGAGCGGCACCUGGGCGGCCGGCGCGCUGGCGGUGGCCUGGUACGUGGUCAGCAGAGCCGACGCCACCAAAGUGGAGCAGGCGGUUCCUCUGCGGGAGAACUGGGCUCUGCCGUAUUACGCCUGUCAGGUGGCCGCGCUCACCGGCUUCCUGUCUAAUAACAUCGGAUUGGCCGCUGAGUUGCUGUGCUAUCUGACCAUGAGCGCCACCACCUUAACCUUCCUGCUGGUGUGGGAGCACAGCCACUACGUGCUCUUCGUCCAGGCCUUCUGCCUCUUCCUGCUGGACUCCUUGGACCUGGUGCCGCCUCGGAAGAUGUCCGACAUCCACAAGGUGUAUUUCAGCUCCUUGCUGCUGGCCGCCUUCUUUCAUUUUCACACCGCGGCGCUGCUGGGCUCGCCACUGCUCAGCCUCCUGAUCGGCUCCGGGCUGGUGAGGUACCUCCAGCAAACGAUGAAGAAGGGCCCCCUGGUGGCGAGAGUGCUGAAGCUCUUCCUUUAUUUCCACCUGGUCUUCAGCACAGGCGUCACCUUCCACUAUUUCAUCAAGAAAGUGGUGCCUGUAAGUGAAGGUCAAUUCGUUUGGAAGUUCCUCGAGGUCAAGUUUGGCCUCAAUACGACAAACGACUUUGUGAGCAACUUCCUCGCGUGCCAAGAGAGUCUUCGCUCCCCCGGUCAGGAUUUGUUCCUGCGCCUCACUCGCACGUCCGUUCUGCCGUUCUACCUGCUGGUGCUCGCCGUCUGCGUCGCGUCCGCGCUACAGGCCGUCUGCACCAGACUCAGCGGUCAGCCGACGCAGAGCGGCGAGCGGCGUCCCGAAGACGGGCACGUGGGUGAGCGUCCCGAGGUGGUCUACCACGUCUUUCACACGCUGAUCUUCGGCGGCCUGACGCUGCUCUUCGACGGGAUGAAGUACUUCUGGACGCCGUACGUGUGCGCCUUUGCGGCAUUUGGCGUGUGCUCGCCAGACCUGUGGAUGACCGUCUUCAGGUGGCUCAGGGUCAAGUCGGUCCACCCCGUCGUGCUGUCGUUAAUCCUGAGCAUCGCCGUGCCGACCAUCAUCGGCUUCAGCCUUUGGCGAGAGUACUGCCCCCGCAUCCUGGCCGACCUGUCGGAGCUUCAGGAGUUGUACGACCCCGACGCGGCCGAGCUGAUCGUCUGGAUCCGGACUCGCCUCCCGGCGGCGGCCGUGUUUGCGGGCAGCCCCCAGCUCCUGGGAGCCGUCAAGGCGGGCACCGGCGCCGCCGUCACCGGCUUGCCGCUGCACUCGGAUGUCGACAUGCUGAGGAGGAGCGAGGAUACGUACCAGGUGUACUCCAUGCGCUCCGCCGAGGAGGUCUACAAGAUCCUGACCUCCCGCAAGGCGAACUACGUGAUCGUGGAGGAGUCCUUGUGCAACCAGCUGACUUCGGAGCGCGGCUGCCGCGUCAAGGACCUGCUGGACGUCGCCAACGGCCACGUGGUCCACGACAACGGCGAGACGUUGGCCUUCUCCCGGCACCGCCGCUUCUGCCACGAGAUCAAGACCAACCGCUCGCCCUACGCCAACUACUUCACCCGCGUCUUCUGGAACCGCUCCUACCACGUCUACAGAGUCAACGCCGUCAUCUCCUUCCAGUAUUAACGCGCACUCGUAGAACGACUGUCUCUUACUAGUCACAUUUUUCCACUACUAGUGCCACUUUUGGCCUACUAGGACACAAUAAACCUUACUAGUAAACUACUGUGCUGCACUCGUAACACUACUAGGCCCAACAGGUAGGCCUGUGUCACGCACUAGUAGUUUCAUGGACCCUACUAGUAGCACCAAAAUACCCACUAGUAGUUUUACCUAGCUAGUAACGUGCAGUUGUCCCACUAGUGUGCAGAAAUGUCAUAUAGCAGUGGAAAUCAUUUUUACUAAUAAGGCGCAGUCAUUCAACUAGUGCGCUGAAUUGUCUUACUAGUAAGGAAAUAGUGUACUAGUAUGUGGAUAUCAAGGAUAUGAAAGGAAUAAAUGCUGAAACAGCUUUCCAAAUAGAAGUGAACAUUUAGAAUUUAAACUUGCCAGAAUGCAGUUUGUCCCCAAAAAAAUACAAAAUAAAAAUGUACUCACAUUUUGACUGCCCAUUAUAAUCACGUAAGACAAAAAUAAUGGCCAGUCAAAGUUGUUUUUGUUUUUUUUGGGGGGGGGGAGACACACCCUGUUGUCUGUACUGUAAUUUAUAAAAAUGUGCAUUUACUGUUCCUGUCUGCUGAAACUUGGAUUUAUUGGCCUUCAGCACGUCCUGCGAUAAUGAUGAUGUCGCCGCAUCAGGCCAUAGAUUUGUUGCUCAUGAGGCGGCUUGUAAAAUACACACAAUAUAAUACAAUCAUUGUGUUCACAUAACGUGAAUAUGAUGUUUGAAGGGAAGCAAGAUGGACAGCUGAGUGGACAGUAUAGUAUCGUUGCAUUAGUCGUGCCUCAAUAAAGUCUGUGUGUGUGUGUGUGUGUGUGCGCGCGCGUGCCUGUGUGUGUGUGCGCGUGUGUGUUUUGGGGGCUGUUGCUGAUAUUUUGCCUUCACGGGUCUCUCGGUCCUGAUGCUGAGUUGUCCGUCACUCCUUAAGUUGCCACAUUGUUCAAGUUUUUAUUAAAUUGCUAUUUUUAAUUUACUUUUUCUCCUGGCAUAAAAUAUAUUUCCACGUCAUCAAGCUUUUGUUGAAAUAAACUGACAUUUUUGUAUGACCUAG
This is a messenger RNA of Phyllopteryx taeniolatus (common seadragon), 3577 nucleotides long. Its product is annotated as probable C-mannosyltransferase DPY19L4. The transcript is spliced from 19 exons. Gene Ontology annotation, molecular function: mannosyltransferase activity. The record is from RefSeq and is a predicted model, not a curated record. Gene Ontology annotation, cellular component: nuclear inner membrane. The coding region runs from base 264 to 2492 and encodes 742 amino acids. Lineage: Eukaryota; Metazoa; Chordata; Actinopteri; Syngnathiformes; Syngnathidae.